AUGGGCAAAGGUGGGAAAACCUGCCCUUACCAGCGUUCCCCAAAUGAACAGUCCAUUUUUAUUGUUCUGCUUACAAUAGAUGACAACUCUUUUCUCCUGCAGCAGAAGUACAGCCAGACCUCCUGUUUCUGGGAAAAACAACCCUCAGGCUGUUUGAGGAUCGGUUGUGCCUUCCAGCACAGCAAAGCUCGAAAUAUAAAUGGACUUUUCCUGCCUCCUAAUAACAAUGUGCCAUUGCAACAGGGUGGCCAAGAAAGGACUCUGCAUCCAGCACAUCUUCAAGAAUCACUCAGAAACCAAGAGAAUAUUUCCCUACCAGUUCAUGCUCCACUGAUUAUAAGGCUCAACAAUGCUGAAGAUGAACAGGACGAUGAAGAGGAUGAUGACAAAGAGAACUAUGUUUCUAAUUGGGUGCCUAAGACUGCUGCAGAAAUUGAAGAGGAAAGAACCAUAAAGGAAAUAUGCUAUAAAACUGGAGAGUAUUACAGGAUCAAGCACCCCCACAAACACCAAUCAACAGAAACUGUGUCUUCACCUCAGGAAAAGGAAAUAUUACUCUUGGAAGCUAUGGAGCGAGACUUAGAGAAAGGCAAGUAAUAUUCAUCUUCUCAGACAAUAUUUACCAUUAAUAGUUAACAUUUAU
Columba livia (rock pigeon) is the source of this 643-nucleotide messenger RNA. RefSeq lists its product as uncharacterized. Bases 1 to 597 code for a protein of 198 amino acids. The transcript has 5 exons. The record is from RefSeq and is a predicted model, not a curated record. NCBI's taxonomy places the organism in Eukaryota, Metazoa, Chordata, Aves, Columbiformes, Columbidae.